UGCACCUCUGCACAGCGCACACUCACAUUCAUUCACAGUCAUUCAACCAAACGGCAGCAACGUGCACGUCUGCAAGCACACCAACGAGCAAAGCAGCCCACCGCCUUAAGAACCUGUCGCCUUCGGGGAUUAGUCAACAAGGCAGAAGACGGAUAUAGUAGUGCUCACAGCACCGGGACUCGGGAGAGUUUCGAACGGACGACUUUUAUUCCCUGGUCUAGUUUUGAGGGUUUUUUUUUUUUUUUUUGGGUUGAUUUCUUGUUGCCAGGCAAAAACAGAAAGUCCGAGCAGCCAUGAGAGCGCCUCCCGCCCGUGCCGCAAGGCCCCACCGCCACUUCUGACCUUCCGCUGAUCAAGCGAAGCCGAAGAUGUCAGUGUGCAGCGACUUUGCAGAACACGUGUGGAAACCCGGCUCCUGCAAGAACUGCUUCCACCAGCUCAGCGCGCACAAGACCGCAGGCCGCCCGGCAGGCGCCGCGCCCGCCUCUGCCGCCGCCGCGUGUCUGAAGGGCGGAGGCGAUGACGACGACGAGGCAGUGACGGCACCUUCACCCUACAGCAAACCCACCAUCGCCGUCAAGCCCACCAUGAUGAGCUUGGACGCUGGCGACUCGAUGGCUGAUGUCAACAUGAACAUAGAGCAGAAGAACACAAAGAGCCCAGUGGAGCGUUUGGGCCUGAAAAAGAUUAUGGAUCUAUCCUCCCUUUAUAUUGACAGUAGUAACUGUAAUAAGAGCCUUCGAGAUUCAACUCUUAAAAGUCCGGACGCCAAGACAGACUUUUGCUUUUCUUCAUUGUCCAAAGACUCCAUGAUCAUUAGCAACAUGUUGGUCACCCAAGAUGAAGGUAAAUGUCCUCACAAUGUCAAUGAAGACACCUGUUGGCAGCAGAAUAGUAGCGCCUCUCCCACCAUUAGCCCUUGUAAGUCCAGUAGUGCAGUGAAGAGAGCUAAUUUUUUGUGUCAGAAUUCCAUGGAGAAACCUUUUCCUGCAGAUAUUGGCCCGACCAGUCCUGCCAAAUCAUAUAACAAUGGCAUCACCUAUAGGAGUACUUCUGUGGUAACCGCUAAGACAUCUAGCACUUCUGCCAGUCCCUUAACCUCAGCCUUAUCUCUGGACACUCUAAAUCCCAGUCAGCCAUCCAUCCGCUCUCCUCCUGUCCUGUCCAAACAAAACAGCCCAUUAGACUCCUCCUCUUCCUCCUUUGGUAGCAGCACAGAUUCACUGCCUGCAACUGAGGGUUCUGUUGGAAGCCCUCAAAGCCCACAAGUGACGGGCAACUCGGUUCUUAGUUCCCCCAGUGGUCCAGACUCGGAGCCCAUCUACGCAGAGAGCACCAAGAAAAAGCGCAGGCCGCAGGCUAACGGGGCGCAAACCCGUUUGGCUUCCCCAGACCAGACCGACAACUCUGAACUCUCGGAAGAAGGCCAGCGGACAACCAUCACUGUGAUGGCUGCUCACACGGAGGAGAACAACAGGACGUUUUACCUGAGCAGCCCCGAUUCAGCCAUCAGCACACGGUGCCACUUUAGCCCCACGGCACGCAAGGACCCCAGCAGCACCGCCUUCCGCUGGCCCAGCCCCAGCCGCAGUGCCCCCUCCUUGGUUACAGAGCCCAGCCUCGUUCCCUUGCUCCACCCCAGGCCACAAUCCAGCCCUCCCAUUCCACCAAAAAGGACCACCCGGUCCCCCAAACUGGGCACCUCCAGCCUCUCACCAUCCAUCUCUUCGCCCGUUCCCCUUCCAGACCUUUCCAGACUGAGCACAUCGAGCCUCUCUCCGUCCUUAUCGUCUCCCGUUGCCCUCCCCGAGCUCUCCAUGCUUUUCCUGGUCUCCGCCAAAGAAGGGCACUUCAAGAGCCAGCCGGAAAACCACAGCCCGGCAGCAUCCGAGCGCUGGCCCAAGCACCACCACCAAAGCUCCACCUGGAACUGUCGUAUUGACGAGGAAGUGGAGGAGGAGGAGGGAGAGCGGAAAGAGGCUGAAAAGAAGACGCUGACUACUAAUCCCCAGACAACAUCUCGUGUGACAGGCCCGGUCAAUGGCGCUGCUGUUUGGAAGGAGUCCAGAGUCUGCAACAAGGCCUCGAGCAGCCCCCCUCCGAUGACAGAGCCAGGCACGGUCCCCCCGCCCCUGACCAACAAUGGUGCCUGUCAGGGGGACGGCGAGGGUGCCGUCACAGUGGAGGAGGCCAAGCGGAGCGGGAGCAUGCCGGCCAAGCAGCACGAGAGCUCAACGGCGCUUCUGGCAGCGGGGAGGCAGGGAUCGGCCAGCCAUGAGGCCAAUCAAGCACCUCCACCGCCGCCACCCAAGAAACAGCACAGAGUGUCCGGCCACUUGAGCGGCAGCAACAUGGAGCUGAACCGCUUGGCCCAGCUCGGCUCACUGGAGAGUCCCGCCACGUCCCCUCGAGACCUCGGCAGCGCCGGCUUCCCGUCCGCCUCCACCGACAGUCUGACUGCUGACGCCGCGGGCCAUCGAGACGGAUCGCGGUUGUCCUGCUCCUCCCCGUUCCUGAGAAGUCCGGCGGCGUCGUCGCCCGGUUCUCCGCGCCCGCCCACUUUUAGCAUCACGGCCAACCAGCCGCCUCCGCUGCCGGAGAAGAAGACGGUCAGCCGCACCGUGUCCGCCCCCGACAGCGCCGCUUCCAAAGCCUUUGUCCGGGCCUAUCCACGCCUGCCGUUCAGCGGCUCGGAAAACAACGUGUGCAGACCCAACGACUCGAGCUGCCGGGCCAGUUUACCGUCCAGUCCAGUCGACCAGAGAUCCAUUUUCUCCUCCAAUGAGUCUCUGGAGCGCUGUCACGUGCCACUCGGCCGACCCUCCAGAUCCCGGACUUUGGACGAGCCUUUUAAGGGUCACGGUCGUUUAGGCGUCCACUGCCGCAGUAGCAUCACCUGCUCCUCCUCCCCUCAGCUCAGCGCCCCCUUUUCGGGCUCCGAAACGGGGCCGACAUCCAACCUGGGCUCCAGUUUGCAGCUGCAGACCCUCCUGAGCAACAUGGACAGCCGGGAGGGCGUUUACUCCAAGCUGGGCGGCUUGUACGCCGAGUCCCUGCGGCGCUUGGCUCUCAAAUGCGAGGAGCGCUUCGUGGGCUCGCAGAGAAACCGGCUGAGGUUCGAGGAGAGCAACUGGUCAUUGUUCAGGCUCACGUCCAACAAGCCCAGUUGCAACGCGGGUGACGCCGUCUACUAUUCCGCCGCCUGCGCUUCCGAUCCCGGCAACUCCUACGCCGUGAAGAUCUGCAAGAGUCCGUCGGCGGAGGCCAAGCAGGGCCACCUGUACGGCCUGUCGGUGCAGCAGAGUAUGCCCGCGCACUUCAACCUCCAGCAGGACUGCGGCCACUUCCUGGCGUGCGUCCCUCCGAGCAUGCUGCCCUCCGAUCGGGCGUCGGCAUCGGCGGCGGCGGCGGUGUCGCUCGCGUCCUCGCCCAAGCCCCGCGGCCAGCAGGCGGAGCGCGAACAGGUGGUGGUCAUCGCGCCCGAGAUCCCCCGGCAGACGGCGGCCGACUUCGCUCACGAGUUUGAGGCCUUCCACAAAAGCCAGCCGGAGGUUUACGAGCGGCGCGUCUGCUUCCUGCUGCUGCAGCUGUGCCACGGCCUGGAGCACUUGAAGGAACACGGCGUGACGCACCGCCACCUGUGCCUGGAGAACCUCCUCCUGGUGCCUCACUCCCCAACGCCGUCCGCAUCGCAGGCCCCUCAGCAGAGCGAGACGAGCGGCGCUUUUAGUCAGCGUCACCUCCCUCGCCUGCUUAUCAGCAACUUCGCCAAGGCCAAGCGGCGCUCCGCCGAGGACGCCGCGUCCACGAGCGCCGAUCCCCGCGUCAAGCGGGACCACGCCCGACUGGCGCCGGAGAUCGUGUCCGCCGCGCAGUAUCGCAAAUUUGACGAGUUCCAGACGGGCAUCCUGAUCUACGAGCUCCUCCACCAACCGAACCCCUUUGAGGUGAGUCCGGCCUUGAAGGAGCAGGACUACCGCUGCGAGGACUUGCCGGCCAUCCCGGCCGUGUCGCUGUACUCGGCCGGCCUCCAGAGGCUGGCUCGCCUCCUGCUCCAACCGGACCCCAUCAAGCGCAUCCACAUCCAGGACGCCAAGCGCGUCCUGCAGAGCCUCCUGUGGGGGCCCCGGAAGGACCUGAUGGAUCAGCAGUGGGAGAGGCGCGAGCCGGACGGCGCCCGGCACGAGGGCCUCCUCAACUGGCUGGACGUGAAGCGGGCACUGCUCAUGAUGAAGUUUGCCGAGCGGUCGCUGGAGCCCGAGCGCAACGCCGAAUUGGAGGACUGGCUGUGCUGCCAGUACUUCUCCUCGGCGCAUCCGCUGGCGCUUUGUCACACCGCCGAGCUGCUCUACUCACUAAAGUGACGUCGCGCAGGUACUUUGUGGACCCUGACUGAGGACGUCAUGUGCUGUCCCAAAGUGGAGUCUCCCAAGGUUCUGUCCUCGGUCCCUGCUUGUGUUAACUUUUGAAAAAAAAUCUGCAGUGCGUCCCAAUGACAUUUGUCUUGAAGUGUGGCAAAUAUCCAGAUUGUGUGGUGCUUUUCUACUUCCUCAAAAGGAGACACUGUGAACGCAACUCCCUCGUUAGUUUUACCGACCGUCCAUUUGGGAACUUUUAUCCUGCCGCUCUUUUUCCAAACCGAAAUGGCGGGAACCACUGAGGAGUAUUACGGCCAAACUAAAAAGAAAAGAAAAUGACACUUCCAUUCUGAAGUUGGAAUCUUAUGAGACAGAACUUGUAAUUCACAGUGGAUAGGGAGGGAGCCCUGCUUUCAGUAGCAAAAAUAUGAGAGUAAAUAACACCCCCCCCCAACAAUAUUUAUAACUGCCUUACAUAUACCACAAGAUGGUGACAGAGCACUGCUUUUCUUGAGACGGGGUUACGGCCUGACGAAAUGGAGCUUCUCCAUUCGCUUCAAUAUAAUUUAUAGCUUUAGCUUUUUUUCCCCCUCAGUGUUGAAUUUUAUUCGUGUAAAAUUCUAGAAGAUCAUCAUGUGUGACUUUUUCCUCAUAAAAUUACUUUUAAAAAAAUCAAUUCAUUUUUUUAACUUGAAAAUAGUGUAGUUCAAGUAUAGCAAGUAUUUUAAAAAAAAUUCUCCCUCAAAUAUUGGCCUUUAUAUAGUCAACAUCUCUUAAAUUAUGUUUUUUAUCAAGGCAAGAAUGCUUUUUAUCUGACAAUAUACUAUUUUUGGGAUGACUAUACGACUAUUCUUGGAAAGCUAUAGCUAAUCUUCAAAUUCGGCAACUUAAUAUCCAGCAAAAAAUAUAUAUAUAUAUUCGUAGAAAGACUCCAUCUCAAAUAUAUCCUACUUUUUGCUUGUAAAAUUAUGCAGUGAUUGAUUUUUUUUUUCUUUUUAGAGUGGCUCUAAAACUUCUUGGAAUGAAACAGUCGUAACAGUCACGUUGGUUACGAUUCGUCAUGGUUGACGCUGUAUUCCAUGCUGUAUUUCAAGUAUUAGUUGGCACAUUGUUUUUGAGGACUGCUGUGUCAUCGAGAAAAUGGAACCUUAUGUUAGAAUGAAAAACAAAGCAUCCUUAUCAUGUUUUGUUUGAACGAUCUGCUGUACUGUCCCGAUGACAUUGACUUGGCUGAUUACUCGUUCUUCCUUAAUUGUGUUGACGCUGUGCCUUCUGUUCCUCGUAUGCUUUUUUUUUCUUUUUGUGGAACUGGAUUUUCACAAUAACACCCAUUUAGUUUUGUACAUUAGAUUGUGAAAGAACCCAAGCAGGUCUUAAAAAAAAGAAAAAAAAAGCCAUGAGAAUGAGCAGCAGUUCAAAGUCAUAUUUAUGUCGUCUGUUGUCAUCACUGGAAGUUUUUAUUCAUGGCAGCCAUGUUUUUUUUUUCUGGUAGCAAACUUGAUUCCUAAUAAAGUGAUUGGUGAGCGAGAGGUUAAAGGCUGAAUUUACAGUUCGUGUUUUGAAACAUCUUUUGACUCUGUGCUGUGUGUGUGUGUGUGUCUACCUAUAAACUGGAUUUAUUUUCUCAGUUCAAA
Hippocampus comes (tiger tail seahorse) is the source of this 5992-nucleotide messenger RNA. RefSeq names its product PEAK1 related, kinase-activating pseudokinase 1 (gene prag1). The transcript has 7 exons. Gene Ontology annotation, molecular function: protein kinase activity; ATP binding. The record is from RefSeq and is a predicted model, not a curated record. Lineage: Eukaryota; Metazoa; Chordata; Actinopteri; Syngnathiformes; Syngnathidae. The coding region runs from base 369 to 4364 and encodes 1331 amino acids. Gene Ontology annotation, biological process: protein phosphorylation.